This is a messenger RNA of Vitis riparia (riverbank grape), 2417 nucleotides long. RefSeq names its product ankyrin repeat-containing protein ITN1-like. Gene Ontology annotation, molecular function: protein binding. Lineage: Eukaryota; Viridiplantae; Streptophyta; Magnoliopsida; Vitales; Vitaceae. The transcript is spliced from 9 exons. The coding region runs from base 192 to 2237 and encodes 681 amino acids. The record is from RefSeq and is a predicted model, not a curated record.
UUAUUAGUGAUGACUUAAAGACAGGAGACGGUGGAAGACCAGGAAGCAGAAGGGGUUGACUCUUGAGGAUUUGGAGUUUUACGGCCACGGUGGUGGGUGGUGCUGAGCGGCAACUGCGGAUAAGGGACGGGGCUGCUUUAGCCUUGUAGUUGGAUCCUGCAGGUUUAAUAUCUAUAUUUAAUUAAGAAACAAUGGUUUCUGAUCUGGAGGCUAGUCUUAAGAUUGAGUUAGCGAAGAGCCUGGCCAGCAGUUGGGAAGAAGUUGUAAAGAUAUACGAGCGAGAACAAAGAGCUCACAAGAUCAAGAUCAGCCAAUCGGGGAACACAGCAUUGCAUAUAGCAGUUUCAUGUGAGCAAGAAGACACAGUAGAACAACUAGUGAAAUCGAUUGCUAAGAAUGGGCAUCUAUGGGAUGUUCUAUCUAUAGAGAAUGGAGAUGGGAACAAUCCUCUCCAUUUGGCAGCCUCACUGGGAAGCAGAUCCAUGUGCAAAUGCAUCACUGAUGAGUGUAAAGAACUGUUGGGUCGCCGCAACCGAGAGGGUGAUACGCCCCUUUUAAGGGCAGUUCGCUAUGGCAAGAAAGAGGCUUUCCUCUGGUUGUAUAGUAUGUGUGAAGGCAACACAGCCACUGGCUACUGUAAGAACGACGAUGGUAAAAACGUUCUCCAUCUUGCCAUUGAAGGAGGACACAUGGAUUUGGCGUUUCAAAUUAUUCAAAAGGAGGAAGAUCUCAUGGACUCUUUUGACCGUGAAGGAAUCUCCCCUCUGCAUGUCCUAGCUGAGAAGCCUACUGCAUUCAGAAGCGGAAUUCAUUUCAGUUUGCUCAACAAAAUCAUGUAUCAUUGUAUUUUUGUUGAAGAGCUCGUCCCAGGGGCUCCCAAAGCAAAGAAGAACAUCUUUCAAGAACUACAGAAGAUGAUUAAAUUACCAGGAAAAUCUAAAAAGCACUUGGAUCAAGAGAAUCCUGAAGAAGGGCAAGGUAUUGAACUUCAUGGUCAUAAUUCAAGCAAUAUUGGAGCUCAAGGACACAUACCAUUCCCCUCAAAAUAUGGCAGAUGCCUGAGGUUCAUCAAGCUUCUUGUAUCCCAAGUACUGCUGGUUAUCAUCUCCGUGCUGCCAGGUUCAAGUCAGAUAAAGAAGCUAAAAGAGAAAAAGGAGAUGCAUGUGUGGUCUCUUCAGAUCAUGAACAAACUACUUGAACAUGCUGAGAGGCAUACAUAUAAAAUGAAUCCCAAAUAUGAUGAGCCAAGCCGACGUCAUCAUGAUUGUUGUAUUUCAGAGUAUGGAUACUUCCGAAGGGGAGGAGCUUUGGAGACGCCGAUACUAGUUGCAUCAAAGAAUGGCAUCAUGGAAAUGGUAACGAAAAUCCUGGAACUGUUUCCCAUGGCCAUUAAUGACACCCACAAAGAAAAUUGGAAGAACACAGUGCUGAUGGCAGUAGAGAAUAGGCAAUCACAUAUAUAUGACUUCUUACUCAACAGAAAACAUCUUCUUGAUAGAGAAAUUGCAUUUCGUGCUGUUGAUUACCGCAAAAAUACUGCAUUACAUCUAGCUGGAAAGCUAGCAGGGUACCACCACCGCCAGCAUAUCCCCACCAGCAUGUUGCAAAUGCAGUGGGAAGUCAAGUGGUACCAGUACGUGCAGAAUUCCGUGCAAUUUGAUAUUAGGAAAAAUCGGGAUGAAUGUACUCCAGAUGAGAUCUUCCAAAAAAACCAUGCAAAUCUUGAAGAUGAAAGCAAACGAUGGAUAGAUAGCACAUCCAAUUCCUGUUCUUUCAUUGCAGCACUCAUAGCAACUGUUGCCUUUGCCUCAUCAGCCUCUGUGCCUGGUGGAGUAAACCAAGAGACAGGGGUACCAAUUCUUCUACACCAUCUGGCUUUCAGUAUUUUUGCAAUGUCAUCCCUACUUGCUCUUAGCUGUUCAAUGAUCUCCUUGCUAAUAUUCCUCGCCAUUUUCGUCUCCAAGGACCAAAACCAAGAUUUUACUAGAAACUUGCCGAGGAAAUUUUUGCUUGGUUUAACCUCUCUCUUCAUAUCCAUAGCGGCCAUGUUGACCUGUUUCUGCUCUGGGAACUUCUUGAUGCUUAAGCAUCAAUUAAAAUAUGCUGCAAUUCCGGUAUAUGCACUCACCGGCUUGGUAAUGGCAUACUUUGUUCUCAAGCACUUUCCAUUAUUUAUUGAUCUUAUGAAGGCUACAUUUCGUAAGGUGCCUGAGCGUAUAUACAAGGAGUAUCUGUAGAUUGCUUUCGAUCUGGGCGCAAGGAGGACCUUAUGCCAUGGUGGUGGCCAGAUCUGAUGAUGAUGUAAUUUUUCAGUUGUUUUGUGUCUUUCAAAUUUAUAUAUGACUGUAAUCUUCCUCCUGGAGUACAGAUUCUUAUCAAAUUGAUUGAUAACACGCAAACAAUGGUGACUUCGUUAA